AGAACCAACCUAUAGAAGAAGAGGAAGAAGAUCCAAGAUGGGGAAUGUUCUGCACAAGAGACUCAGCUACCAGCGCUGCAGCCUGACGGAACACGAUAAGAAGCUGAUUCGCAAGAGCUGGCGCAAGUUCUGCGAGCGGAACCCGGACUACGGCGUGCGCAUCUUCAUCGGCAUGUUCGCCAAGCACCCCGAGUACCUGCAGCUGUUCCCCAGGUUCAGGGACAUGGAACUGCGCGCGCUUCGCCACGACGCCAAAUUCCGGGCGCACGCAUGCGCCGUGGGCCACCAGCUGUCGGCCAUCGUCGAGUGCAUCGAGGACGACGAGGUGUUCGUCGAGCUGAUCCGCAAGAACGCCGCCAAUCACCUCCCGCGGGUUGGCGUGCGGCCCGCGAACUUCGAGGGCCUCUUCGCCGCUGCGCUCGAGCAGAUGGUGGCCGGCAACAGAGCAUUCAUGACGCCAGCCACCGUGAACGCGUGGGAGAGGCUUUUCGAGAUAAUGAACACAAUCACGAGGAACGUGUACGAGGAGGCCGCAGGAUUCUCGACAACGAGCCAGGACACGUCGUCGGCAGAUGAACGCUCAUCGCUCGACCCGGUCGCUGCAUUUGCUGAACCCUCGAAGACGGACGCUGCUGAUGCUGCAGCUGGUUCCAGCACCGCGCUGGGACUAGUGACCACACAGGAAGCCACCGCCGGAGCUGGUACUUCGGAGAAACUGGCCGUGGGGCGUCAGGACAGCGUUCCUGAGAAUUAGACGCCGAAUACUGCGGCGCCCGCCGGAAGCGCCAGCGGCAUAACGACAGGGUUGGCUGUCUUGGGUGAAGCGAGCAGUGCUCCUUUAAAAGUGACCACUGCGACUUUUCCGACUCUUUAACGCCGUUCGCACCGGCGCCUGCAGUUGACGCUGGUGGCAGCCAAGCACCACCAGCCGCACAGCCUGGCUUGCGUGGUGCUGGGCCUCCGAACAAGCUUACCCAGAAUGCCAACCUAGAUGCGCCGUCACUGUAUAACAUGGAGCCGGCUAAAAUAUACCGCUUCGCCGAUGAUUGAAGCGACAAUUCGCAGUGCUGUAUGUAAUCGUACCAGCAAAUUGCCGGACAGUCUUGCAGAGGACACGCUCAGAGCUCGCGAAUUCCAGUCGCUUUCUUGUCUACUUGUAUUAAAUCGAACCUUUUUGUUUAUUUAUUUAUUUAUUUAUUUAUUUAUUUAUUUACACUACCCUGAGGGCCCGGAAGGGCGUUAUAGAGGGGG
Dermacentor albipictus is the source of this 1251-nucleotide messenger RNA. RefSeq names its product globin-like. Gene Ontology annotation, molecular function: heme binding; oxygen binding. NCBI's taxonomy places the organism in Eukaryota, Metazoa, Arthropoda, Arachnida, Ixodida, Ixodidae. The record is from RefSeq and is a predicted model, not a curated record.